GAGAGCCAGUGUUACGGGGAAAAAACCAAAGGCCUUAACGGAAGCGGCGUUUUGCCGCGUGCGGGGAUUAAUGUGUGUGUUGAUGAAGAUGAAAUUAAAUCUCUGCAAAAUAGUUGAUGGCUGUCGCCUUGGGACACUGACAAAUCUCGGCAAGAAAGGGAUUCAGUCGAUGGAAAUUCCAGGAUGUCUACUUUAUACCAAAAUGGGAUCAGCACCACACCUUACCCACGAUACACUACAUAAUAUUCAAGGUGUUCCUGUGGUUGCCCAGAUUCCACUUACAACGUUAGCAGAUCUUCAAGAGGUCUUGCAGGAAUAUAAAGAAGGAAUUGGAAAAUUCAUAGGUAUGCCAGAAUCAGUAUCAUAUUGUUCCCUUCAAGACCCUGCUGUUUGUUCCCCUCAUGGCUACAAUAGCACGAAGGCUGUAUCUAUAUGGAAUAAUAGAGGACGGAAAGAACUCACAGCAUCAAAGUUCAUGGACAUCCAAAAGGUUAUCCAGCCAGACUGGUUCCAGUGUUUAUCAGAUGGAGACACUAUUUCAGGAGAUAUCUCCAGAAAGAAAGCCAAGAAAUCUGUAGAUCGAUCAUUAUGCUUUUUGGAUGAAUGUCUACAAUUGCAAGAAAAUUGUCCAGAAUUGAAACAAAGUUUGAUGAUUGGCGUUAUUGAAGGUGGAGAUGUGUUGGAGGAAAGACUAAGAUCAGCCAGGGAGACUGCCAAGAGACCGGUGGCUGGAUUUCUUUUGGAUGCCUUUCAAGGAAAUACCAUGACUAAAGAGACUAAAUUGGAGCUCUUAACCUCUGUUAUAGCUGAGCUGCCAGAAGAUAAACCAAGACUAAUCCAUGGAAUUGGUAAACCAGAUGAAGUUCUGGAGUGCAUUAAAAGAGGAAUAGAUAUUUUUGACAGUUGUUUUCCUUAUCAGGUGACAGAACGAUUCUGUGCUUUGUCCUUCAAUUAUGAUUAUCAAUUGAAUACUGAAACAACAGAUAUAAAAGAAGAUGGAAAAACAGAGGUGAGGAAAGAUGAUGAAAAAACAAACGAUGAAACAUGCAGUGAAGCUCAAGAAAUGACUUCAUUUGAAAUACAUCUGAAAGAAAUAAAAUACCAGGAUGAUUUUAAUCCUAUAGUAAACGGAUGCUCAUGCUAUUGCUGUCAAAACCACAGUCGUGCCUAUAUUCAUCACCUCGUCAUGACCAAAGAGCUGCUGGCUUAUGUGCUUCUUAUGAUGCAUAACUUUCAGCAUUACUUUAGCUUCUUUUCUUCUAUCCGAAAUGCUUUGAAAGAAGAUAAGUUGGAUCAGUUAAGCAAGAUUAUCAGCAGGCAAGCCCUCUAAAGUCAGAUAUGUUAAAAAAAAAAAAACAGGGCUUCCCCAACCUGACUUACUCUUCUGGAUCAAGAUUAUGGAGAAGAGAUACUAUACAAUGAGGGUAGACACCCAUGAUAGAAGAAAAACCAUAUUUUGCCUAGUAUCUCAUAUCUUUUUUUUAAGUCCUUAUAAUUUUAGGAAAAAUUGAGAUUCUUUUUCAGAGGCAUUAAUCUUUGAAAAAGAUAAAAAUAAGGAUAUUCUCUAGAAGAACUCACAGACUUUUCUGAAUUGUAUUAAUGAUAUUAACUUAGGAACAUUUGAACUGCAAUAGGAAGAAAAGAACAUCAACUAAUCGGGGGAAUGGGAAAACAACUCCACAUCUUUUGAGAUACAGAUGUACUACUAUUGUAUAUUAAUUUAUUUUAUUUUUUAAAUAUCAGGAAGAGAUGACAUACAGUAGCUAAAAAUCAUAGGAAAAAAUAGUUUCUGUUAUGAAUUAUAUCUCACUUGGACACUUCUGAUGGUAGAAACAUUUUAAAAUAAUGCAUUCCUUAAAUUGUUCUGUGUUCUUGUUAGAUAGACAGUUUUUUCCAUAUGUUGUAAGUUACCUGCUAGAGACCCUGAUUUUAGAGCUAUCUAAAAGAUAGCUGUUUAUCUGAAGGAUAUGGAUUGCACUUUCAACCUUUUACAGUAAUGUUUUGGGAGGGGGAUGAGUAAGGUUUUGAUAGUAAAAACAAAUACAGCAAAUAAUGUAUUUCAGGUUUCUUUAGAUUAUUCGGUUCAAUUUUAUUUUUUCUACUGGGUUUUUACUACUAUAUUUGAAUGUUAAAAGUUUUUAUAAUAUCAAAUUUAUUUUACUGCAUGGGGAACUUUAAUAAGACAUUAUAUCUGGGAAAUGCAGUAAGGCAUGAGGGAGAGAAAGAGAGGGCGGGAACUCAUAAAAUAGAGAAAAACUGUGAGAGUGGGAAGCCCAGGCAAGAUGAUUCUGCAAAAAGCCAAUAUGAAGACUGGAGAGAUAGAUUGUCCUCAUCUCUCUUGUCAGAGCCAAGUCUAAUGGGCUUAAGAAAGAGCUGAUGUUUAAGCAUUACUGAAAACAACACAGUAAUUAUCAGACGUCAAUAUGAAUUUGUCAAGAGCAGAUCUUAAUGGACUUACCUUAUCUCAUGUUUUGAUCGGGUAUUCAAACAAGUAACACCAUUAUAAUAUGGAUUGCAUUGGUUGCCUGCAUUUCCAGAAGCAAUUCAAGAUUCUGGUUGUCACCCAUUAUUUUAUCAAUGGCUGGAGAAUAAAAAUGGAAAUUAGAAACUUAUAGAAGACUAGGGAAAAAUAGUAAGCAUGUGAAUAAGAAUUAAAUAUGGUAAGAAGGGGAAUGUUAUAAUAAUUAAAUAUAUUAUGUAUAGUAAUAUGAAGUAAGAACAGAGUACUGAUAUAAUCGUAAUGAAUGUGUAUUAAUUGUAAUGGAUAUUGAUCAAGAUAUUUGUACCCAGACAACGCACUGCUUAAACAGAUGAUGGAUUGUUUGCAUAGAAUAAAAUUAAAAAUGUAAUAAAAAAGAGAUUCUGGUUGUCACCUUUAAAGCUCUUCCAGUUUGGGACCAGAUUACUUAAAACCAUCUUCUUGCAGUGAUUUCUACCUGUCCAAAUUUGUCUGAUAGGUUGAGCGUGCUAAAGGUCCUGCCAGCCAAGGAACGUUGGCUGGCGGGGACUAGGAGACUUCCUUUUCCUGCCAUAGUCCCUACCCUCUGGAACAUUCUCUCCUCAGUUGAGGAUGGUCACUGAAGAGAAGUACCACCAAAUGUAUUUCCCUAAUAGAUGGAACUCUAUAGAUGGUGGGUCAGAUAGAUGUAACUGGGGAGAGGCAGUCCUUUAAAUAACUUGGUUUCAAGCGUGUUGGGCUUUAAAGGUGGUAGGUGGCAUCUUUAAUUGCACCCAGAAGCAAAUCGGCAAUCUAUGCAGCUCCUGUAAAAGGUAACAGGUGCACAAAAUUUGGCGUGCACAAAAUUGUGUGAGCCAAUAUGUUUUGAGCCAACUAAAAGUACCAGCUACUCUUCAAAGGUAGUCCCAUGUAGAGCGCAUUGCAAUAGUUCAAAGGGGAGGUGACCAAGGCACAAGUGAUUUGAGAAGGGCCUGGUGAUGAAUGGAUGUAACUGGCACACAACACACAGUUGUGCAAAGGGUGUCCUGACUAUUACUGCCACCAGGAGUUGUGAGUCCAUGAGAGCCCCCAGGUUAUGCACCAGGUGUCUGGGGUAGUGCAAUCUAAUCCUCGAAAUAGCAAUUCCCCAAGAGCCAAGGAGCCCUGCAUCUAAUGCUACUCAGUCUUGCCAGGGCUCAAUUUUAACUUGAUAUCAACACCCUCCAGGCACCAAGGGAGGACUGUUACAGCAUUGGAGUUAGUUCUGGAAGUUUCAGCAGUGCCACCACAGAAAAACCUCCUCAUUCUAGCUUGUUUGUUAAGUAAAGACAACAUCUGCAAUCACAGAUUUCAUGUGAAAUGACCUAGGAAAAGAUAUAGAAUAUCUAAAAUAAUACCUAGCUCUCAUUUCUGAGCUUGACUAAGCUUUGGAAAAUCAUGUUUUGGAAAAUAAUAAAAUUAGUUGUGAAUUUGUACAAUAA
Molecule: messenger RNA, 3918 nt
Organism: Pseudonaja textilis
Lineage: Eukaryota; Metazoa; Chordata; Lepidosauria; Squamata; Elapidae
Gene: QTRT2
Product: queuine tRNA-ribosyltransferase accessory subunit 2
Source: RefSeq, a predicted model, not a curated record